Poeciliopsis prolifica (blackstripe livebearer) is the source of this 2266-nucleotide messenger RNA. RefSeq lists its product as uncharacterized. Lineage: Eukaryota; Metazoa; Chordata; Actinopteri; Cyprinodontiformes; Poeciliidae. The record is from RefSeq and is a predicted model, not a curated record. The coding region runs from base 61 to 1449 and encodes 462 amino acids. The transcript is spliced from 9 exons.
CUGUUCGACUGGCUCGGUCUGUCGAAUCAUGUUUUUAACCAGUGGACAUUAAAACGGCAGAUGGCUUGGUUGCAGAUUCAACCACCGUCUCACCCCAAAGGUCAGAGGACAGCCGGACUGGAGGGGACGAGAGGCUGGGAGUGGACCAGUAAACCCAUGAGGGAGGAUGGUGAGGGAGCGACAGCAGACAACCAGGGACAAUGGAUGACUCUCAACAGCUUAGUAGAAAUCCUCAGUGAAGCUCAGCCCGGACGCAGGUUUUGGUCCCAGACUCUGAAAACUUUCUGCUGCUUCGCCCCGGUGGCUGCAGUGUGGUUCGCCUGCCAGCUGGAGGCGCUGCCGGGCGCCGCGCUGCCGCAGGAGGACGCAUGCUGCAGGAUGCUGCUGCUGUGUUUACUGUGGGCAGUUCUGGCUGCAGGUAUUUACGCUCUGAAAGGCUGCCUGCAGCCAGAACCGAACCGGCAGGAACCUCUACAGAGGAAGGAGCAGCUGGUUGAGCCUGAAAUCAGCAAAAAUCUGAAUUCACGGCCGGUCUCCGGGCCCAUGGUUAGGCCCCCGGAGGUGUUGGGUCCCCUGACCCGGGCUCUGACCAACAGUCUGCUGCUGUGUGUGCUCCAGGAGCCGCUGCAGGACCCCGCCGUGUCCCACAUCGAGGCUCUCUGCUCCAGGCUGCAGGCGGUGGCUGUCACCCUGGAGACGGUGACCUUUGCCCCGGAAGCGAUGCUGGAGGAGGCGGGCCGAGGUUCCGCGCUGGUGGACAAACUGAAGUUGCUCUGCGCCUACCUGCAGCAGAGGACAGCAUCCCUCCAGGUUCUGGUCCAGGUCCAGAGGGACUUUGAGUCCAACGUUGAGGACUUGCUGCAGGGUCUGGAUGGAGUCUGGACCCAGCUGGAGGAUCUGCACGCUGGAGUGACACUCACCAAAAACGACAGCCAGGGCAGCAGAGACCUGACUUUGGUUCAGGAAGAUGCCGAGAGCUUGGUGUCAGUGUUGGCUCAGUACCGGACCAAACUGCAGUCCUGUCAGGCUCUCCUGAAAGGCUGCACACAGCUCCUACAGGAACUAACCUGGAGUCACGCUCACAUCAGUACCAAGGUGAACAGCUGCUGCGAGUCUGUCUGGCCCGAGCUUUUGCUUCAGUCCAACAUUGAACAGUUUGACAAAGUUCAGGAGAAUUUCAGCUCUCUGGAGCAGCAGACUGCCACCUUUAAAACACACCUGGAAGGACUUGGAAUAGACCAUCAGGACGAACCUGUUGGGUCGCCCGGUGCUGCUAACAGAACCGAUGCGAAUCCCUUCCUGCCAAACCCCAUUUGUAUUGUGGAUUUGCCUCUGAGGACCUCAACCCCCAUAGAAACGAAGAAAUACUCCCAUUUAUCGCUGCGCGAGAGGUCAGCACUCAAGUUCUCCACGAUGGGAUGCUUACCCAAACCUGGAAGGAAGAAAUGAUUUUAUUUACCUGGAAUAUUAAUUUUAACUCAUGUUUAAUAAUCAGAACUGCUUUAAUUUAUAAAAUGUUUUGCAGAUGUUGAUCAUCUGCCGGCUGCCUCUGAAUUAAGUAUUUAUUUUCACUUUGUGAAUGGGUUUGUGAAAGACUCAUUCAAAUCUCAGCAUAUAAAAUGUUAGGUCAACCAACCAUUCAGUUUAAAAAAAAAAAAAAACAGGUAAGGUGAGUGGUGGAAAUUUAAUAACAAGAAUUGUCCAGAAAACACAAUCAAACAAACAAGUAAGACCGCAGCCAGGUAGCACGGCUGAGUGGAAGCCAGGGCUCACACCAGUAGCAACAGGUCAAACAGGCGGAGAGCAAAACAACAGCAUGCAACUAGUGACAACGACAAGGACCCGAUGAGAAACAAAGGACACAGGUGGGACUAAAUACACUGAGGAUAAUCAGGGGAACAAGACACACCUGAGAGUAAUCAAGUGGAAGACAGGACAACGAGGAGACUCAGGACACAGAAAACUCAAACAAUAGAAAAACACGGAACACAACACUUACCUAUCAAGUCUCCUGUAUUGGCUGGGAAAGUACAGUUUAUUUUACCCACCUUUUCAGCCGUGCUCCAAUAUUACUAUUUUCCCGUAUUGCCCUCCUCUCGGUUCGAUCCUGGUCUAACGCUUGCGUCUUCCUCUAACUUUCGUUCUUCUGUCUCCCCGAUCUUACAUUUAUCUCACCCCUGAACUUAUGUUCAUCUGUCAUGUGAACUACAAUUUACGUUUGUAGUUCACAUGUCCCCACUCCAGGUGAAAGUUAUGGUAUUCUCUA